Molecule: messenger RNA, 1744 nt
Organism: Acomys russatus (golden spiny mouse)
Lineage: Eukaryota; Metazoa; Chordata; Mammalia; Rodentia; Muridae
Gene: Iffo1
Product: intermediate filament family orphan 1
Exons: 9
Coding region: 43-1731 (562 amino acids)
Source: RefSeq, a predicted model, not a curated record
CUCUUCUGCGCUGGUCUCCAUCUCCCAGCAGAAGGCGCAGCCAUGAAUCCGUUAUUUGGUCCCAACCUCUUCCUCCUCCAGCAGGAGCAGCAGGGCUUGGCCGGGCCGCUGGGGGACCCUCUGGGAGGUGACCAUUUUGCCGGGGGAGGGGACCUGCCCCCGGCUCCACUUGCCUCAGCCGGCCCCUCCGCCUAUUCGCCUCCCGGGCCUGGUCCGGCGCCCCCUGCAGCCAUGGCUCUCCGCAAUGACCUGGGCUCCAACAUCAACGUGCUCAAGACCCUGAACCUCCGGUUUCGCUGCUUCCUAGCCAAGGUGCACGAGCUAGAGCGCCGGAAUCGGCUGCUGGAGAAACAGCUGCAGCAGGCUCUGGAGGAGGGUAAGCAGGGCAGGCGGGGCCUGGCCCGCCGUGACCAGGCGGUACAGACCGGCUUCAUCAGCCCGAUCCGGCCCCUGGGGCUGCCCCUGAGCGCCCGGCCGUCCGCCGUGUGCCCCCCUUCAGCGCGGGUGCUGGGCUCUCCCGCCCGCUCGCCAGCCGGACCCCUCGCAUCCUCUGCGACCUGCCACUCCUCAUCCUCCGCCUCCGCCUCCACGUCCACCUCCACUGCCUUCUCCUCGUCGACCCGCUUCAUGCCCGGCACUAUCUGGUCCUUCUCACACGCCCGCCGCCUUGGACCGGGACUGGAACCCACGCUGGUGCAAGGGCCUGGCCUGUCGUGGGUACACCCUGACGGGGUGGGCGUCCAGAUCGACACCAUCACCCCUGAGAUCCGUGCCCUGUACAACGUGCUGGCCAAAGUGAAACGGGAGCGGGACGAAUACAAGCGAAGGUGGGAAGAAGAGUACACAGUGCGGACACAGCUACAAGAGCGAGUGAACGAGCUCCAGGAGGAGGCGCAAGAGGCUAAUGCUUGCCAAGAGGAACUCGCCAUGGAGGUCGAGCAGCUGAAAGCUGAGCUGGUGGUCUUCAAGGGCCUCAUGAGCAAUAAUCUGACGGAGCUGGACACCAAGAUCCAGGAAAAGGCCAUGAAGGUCGACAUGGACAUCUGCCGUCGCAUUGACAUCACCGCCAAGCUGUGUGACUUGGCUCAGCAGCGCAACUGUGAGGACAUGAUCCAGAUGCUCCAGGUCCCGUCCAUGGGGGGGCGGAAGCGGGAGCGCAAGGCUGCUGUGGAGGAGGACACCUCCCUGUCGGAGAGUGAUGGGCCCCGCCAGCCUGAGGGUGACGAGGAGGAGACCACAGCCCUCAGCAUCAACGAGGAGAUGCAGCGCAUGCUCAGCCAGCUGAGGGAGUAUGAUUUUGAGGACGACUGUGACAGCCUGACUUGGGAGGAGACUGAGGAGACCUUGCUACUUUGGGAGGAUUUCUCAGGCUAUGCCAUGGCAGCCGCAGAGGCCCAGGGAGAGCAGCAGGAGGACAGUCUGGAGAAAGUCAUUAAAGAUACGGAGUCCCUGUUCAAAACGCGGGAGAAGGAGUACCAGGAGACCAUUGACCAGAUAGAGCUGGAGCUGGCCACAGCCAAGAAUGACAUGAACCGACACCUGCAUGAGUAUAUGGAAAUGUGCAGCAUGAAGCGGGGCCUGGACGUGCAGAUGGAGACCUGCCGCCGCCUCAUCACACAGUCAGGAGACCGAAAGUCUCCUGCUUUCACUGCGGUCCCGCUUAGCGACCCGCCGCCACGCGAAACUGAGGACUCCGAUCGAGAUGUCUCAUCUGAUAGCUCCAUGAGAUAGGGACCAGUGCCUG